GUGGCAGGGAAGCAAAGCAAGGUCCCCCAUCUUUCGGCAAAACGGCGCCUAGUCGGAACACCUCUUUUCCAUUCCGACUCACCAACGCAACCAAUCAUGUUUCACGAUUGAGUGAAGGACUCUGUUAAUAGGGUUUCCUUUCUUUUUCUCAAUUAGAAUUGUGGUGAGUCCGAGAUUCCAAAAAAGAAAAAGAAAAUGUCUCUGAGAAUCAAAGUGGUGGUGGACAAGUUCGUACAGGAGCUCAAGGAGGCUCUGGACGCCGAUAUCCAAGACCGAAUCAUGAAGGAGAGGGAGAUGCAGAGCUACAUCGAAGAACGCGAACGCGAAGUCGCCGAGCGCGAAGCUGCUUGGAAAGCCGAGCUCUCUCGCCGUGAGGCAGAAAUUGCCAGACAAGAAGCAAGGCUGAAAAUAGAGAAGGAAAACCUUGAGAAAGAGAAAAGUGUUCUGAUGGGAACUGCAUCAAAUCAAGAUAACCAAGAUGGAGCUCUUGAAAUCACUGUAAGCGGUGAGAAGUAUCGCUGUCUUAGGUUUGCCAAGGCAAAAAAAUGAUUGCAUUAGAAAGCAGGAUGAAAGGAAAAAAAAACACAGCUAAUCCUCAGCUUGGGUUAUUAGAAGUUGUACUUGCUUGGGAAUUUCACAAAUUUCAUUCUUUGUAUGAAAUCUCUCCAAUUCUUGUAUAUCCAGGCAUAUAAUUGCAAGCAUUGCCCAAAGUCAUGUCAUUUGUUUUGAUUGAAAAGGGUGAGCAGCUUUUUGCGUGCUCGAAAACAAAUUAGUUUUUAGUCAUGAUUCUAGAAGACGGUGAAGUACUGUAGUUCGGAUUCUUUUUGUGCUAAAAGAUUACUUGA
Molecule: messenger RNA, 845 nt
Organism: Argentina anserina (silverweed cinquefoil)
Lineage: Eukaryota; Viridiplantae; Streptophyta; Magnoliopsida; Rosales; Rosaceae
Exons: 2
Coding region: 196-549 (117 amino acids)
Source: RefSeq, a predicted model, not a curated record